AUGCUGGGGCCGGACCUCGUCGGCGCAGUCUCCAAUGGACGGUUGCUUUUCGGCUUCGCGCUGGGCCUGAUCCUCUGGCGGGCCGCGGUGGCCGCCUACAACUUCUUCCUGCACCCGCUACGGCGGUUUCCGGGGCCGAUGUUCGCGACGCAGAAGCUGCACGAGCGGUACGGGCCCGUGGUGCGCAUCGCGUCGGGCUACCUCUCCUUCACCGACGUGCGCGCGUACAAGGACAUCUACGGGUCUCUGGCGGUGCGGAGCAAGACCAACAGCAACGGGCCCGCUCUCGAGAUGCCCAAGGCGGCCGCCUUUUACGAUCCCAUCGACGACGUCCCAACUGUCAUCGUCAACGCCGGCCGCGAGGAGCACCAGCGCGUGCGCCGCGCCGUGUCGCAGGGCUUCUCCGAGGCCGCGCUGCGCCAGUACGAGCCCGUCAUCGGCAGGUACGUCGGCCAGCUGCUCCGCCAGAUGCACGAGCGGUCCGGCGCGCCGCUUGACUGCGCGGCGUGGUACAUGUGGGCGACGUUCGACAUCGCGGCCAAGCCCGUCUUCGGCAAGCCGAUAGGCUGCUUGGACGCGUGCGCCUACCACCCACCGGUCGUCCAGCUCCUCUUCCGAACUUUUGGCCAGCUCGCCAUGACCAGACACAAGGCGUUCACCGACUCGAUGGUGCACCACCGUCUCGCCACCGACAAGGGCAGGAAUGACUUGCUCGGGACGCUGAUCAGCGAGGGGUCUGGCGGCCAACGCCUUCGUUUUCAUGUUGGCCGGGUCCGAAACAUGGCCGCGGCGCUCUCGGGCAUCAUGUAUCUGCUGCUGACCAACCCAGGGGCGCUGGCCAGGCUGCGAGAGGAAGUGCGCUCGACGUUCAGCAGCGCCGCCGAGAUCAAGAUCGGCCCCGUAUCCAAGCUGCCGUGCCUGUCUGCGGUGCUGAGCAAGGGCCUCCGCGCGUAUCCGCCGCAGCCGACGGACCUGGUGCGGGUCGUGCCGGCGGGCGGCGGGGUGAUCGCAGGCCAUUCUGUUGCUGGAGGGGUCCAACCGUGGUCCAUCAGCCACAGCAGGGACCACUGGGCAGCCCCGAGGCCUUCACCUGAGCGCUUCCUGGCCAGUGACGACGAGGCGCGCCGGGCAGGCAACCGGCUCGAGGCGUUGCAGCCGUUCAGCUCCGGGCCCAGGAGCUGCAUUGGACGGCCGCUCGUCUAUGCCGAGAUGCGCCUGAUUCUCGCGCGGAUCAUGUUCGAAAUCGACGACAUGAAGCCCCACGACGCAGACACUAGCAGCAGCGACUGGAUCCGCCCGCUGCGCGGAUAUCCGCUAUGGGAUCGGCCGCCGCUCAAGGUGCGCUUCACCAUCAGAACCUAG
Molecule: messenger RNA, 1362 nt
Organism: Lasiosphaeria miniovina
Lineage: Eukaryota; Fungi; Ascomycota; Sordariomycetes; Sordariales; Lasiosphaeriaceae
Product: cytochrome P450
Exons: 7
Coding region: 1-1362 (453 amino acids)
Molecular function (GO): monooxygenase activity; oxidoreductase activity, acting on paired donors, with incorporation or reduction of molecular oxygen; iron ion binding
Source: RefSeq, a predicted model, not a curated record